AUGUACGACCGAGUAGUUAAGAGCAAACACAAACAACGGUACAGUCAACGUAACAUGGAGCAAACAAUAAGAUCCAAGGCGGACACCCUAGCCAAAAGGAUGGGCGAAGUAGUGGACUCUUACGCGGAGGUUGGCAGGCCCGAGAAAACCGAGGAGUUGAGGGUGACUGGACUGAACGAGUCAGUCACCCCAGAGGAGGUAGUGGAGGCGGUCGCCAAGAAGGGGGACUGCUCCACCAACGAGGGGACCGCGAAAGGAAUGCACCCGGGACAGGGAGACACUGAUUGA
Messenger RNA from Chilo suppressalis (striped riceborer), 288 nucleotides. NCBI's taxonomy places the organism in Eukaryota, Metazoa, Arthropoda, Insecta, Lepidoptera, Crambidae. The record is from the annotation of a GenBank genome assembly.